CGGCCGAAGACUCUAUCACCAAUAUUUUAACGAAACGGCAUGUGAGAGGAAACAUAUACUCCUCCAAAAUGCCGAAGCGGCCCAGUUACUGCGGGAUCUCUAUGUUGAGCCUGACAGCUUCAUGAAUCAUUGCAAAAGGUUCACGAACAGCACUACUAUGAGCCUUGGUAAGUGCCUCGAAAUAUUUCCAAUUUACUAUGAAAUACCUUAUACCACCCCAAUGUAGAUUUUUGUUGACUGGUGUCUUUAGUUACUGGCAUUCGAACGCCAGCUGCUUCCGCCCCGCAUAUGCGCCACCUGUAUGCUGUAUUGGACGGUAUCUCUGAAAUUUUUGAACCGGGAGCCACACCACCCAUCGAUAUUUUUCCCUUUCUUGCAUGGCUCCCAGAGUCGCUAUUCAAUAACUGGAAGUCACGGGCACGAGAAGUUGCUCAAACUAUGGACAAGGUAUACGGGCCUCUUGUUGACCGUGUCCUGAAGCGCCGUGAGUCGGGUUCGCAGUUUCGCGAGAGUUAUCUAGAUAUGGUUUUAGACCAGCAAGACAAACUCCAACUUACCAGGCAUGAAAUUGACUUGAUGGUUGGAAAUCUUCUCGAAGGAGGCUCUGACACAACUUCCAUUAUGACAAUUGCAUUUAUCCAGGCAAUGGCAUUAUAUCCCGAUGUGCAGAAGGAAGCACAGAAAGAGAUUGACGCAAUUAUCGGUGAAGAACGAUCCCCAGAAUGGAGAGACUAUGAAAAGCUACCAUACGUGGCUAUGGUUAUGAAGGAGACGAUGAGAUGGCGUCCGGUUCUGCCAACGGCUUUUCCACACGCUACCAGUAAAGGUGAGUGAUGAUCCUGAUAAGAAUAUUCUCCAUGUCACUUCUGCCCAGCUGACACGCACAUACUUUUCUUGUAGAAACCGUGAUCGACGGAAUGACAAUCCCUGCUGGCUCAACCGUUAUACCCAAUAUAUGGGGGCUGCAUCAUGACAGCCGCAAACAUGUCAACCCGGACGAAUUCAACCCACUAAGAUUUAAGGGACGUGUUGAUCUCGCACCGACAUACGCCUCCUCACCGGACUAUGAAAACCGCGAUCAUUAUGCGUAUGGGUCCGGUCGGCGCAUCUGCCCUGGUAUUCACUUGGCUGAAAGAGGACUCUUUCUCGCCAUGGCCAAGAUUCUCUGGGCCUUUAACAUAUCUCCUAUGCGUGAUACUCAAGGCCAUCCGCUUCACAUAAACACUGAUCCUGCCACUGGCUAUACAGAUGGUUUCCUCCGCUGUCCCAAGCCAUUUCCUGUGAAGAUCAACCUCCGCUCUGGCCGCCGCCAGGAAACGAUUGACGCAGAGUUUGCAUGUGCAGAAAGAGAUGUCUUCAGUGAAUAUGACAUAUAGGCUUGGUUUACAGUGGUACGCAGAGCUUAGCUAUCUGUUGCUGCCUACUGCGCGUUGUCAACUUGAACUCGAUCUUGGGAAAUUUUAGAGUUUCAAGUACUCCACUUUAGAGUUGCGGCUAAUGGAGGACCUCCCGGCAUAUCAUGUGAUAGAUAUUUAUUACCUAAGCAGUGUUAGUCUUGACGGCAAGAGCAGCCUUUUGGAUGUGGAAGAAGUUCAGCAAAAAAUCUAGCAGACUACAUCACAGGGCUGGUAUAUUAUAAUAUCUGUCUAUAUUCCCUGAAUCAAUAAUGCGGCGUCGUGCAACCUGGCCCCUGAUGCGGUGAACGGCUCUGUCAGCGAUGACCACGAUGUGCUUCUUCUGGAGCAUAUUUUUCCCACCAAGGUCUGUCUAUUACGCCACAAUUUCUACGCGCAUUACUUGUAUGUCAAAUAGCUUUACUACUUGACUAGCACCCUACUGGAUAUAGGCCGGAUCGGGCUAAGAGAGCCGUAAAUCCUAUCCCAUAGCCUUGGGGAAAGAGACACGCCCAAACAGCUGACAUCAUGGCACUGUGGCGAUGUGAUAGCAAGUACGGAGUAUGUUCUUCAUGCUAGGCGGCUGCACCAAUCGGAAAACAGUGGCAUGAACUUGCAUGGCUUGGGAAUACCUCAGUGAUCUGCAUUGAAGAAAUGCGGGUAAUCAAUGCUGUCCACCCGCUAGCGGCCCCUUUCUUCUUGUGCCCAUAGGAAGGCUGAUCACGGUUCAAAUGGACGGCAAAAGGUAAUUUUUUUUUUUUUUUUGCGAUUGCGUAUACAUAGACUCGGAGAUCGGGUACAAAAUAUCUAUCUACAUACUCUGUAACAGAGCUGACGUUGCCCGAGGAUAUAGAGUGAUUUUGGAAUCAGAUGUAAUCCCUUUUGGCAAGGUGGAUUUCUGUCUAAAACUCUUAAAGAGUUCUUCCCCUUUUCAUUAAUAUAGGUGAAAAUUUUUUCUGA
Molecule: messenger RNA, 2354 nt
Organism: Trichophyton rubrum CBS 118892
Lineage: Eukaryota; Fungi; Ascomycota; Eurotiomycetes; Onygenales; Arthrodermataceae
Exons: 1
Coding region: 289-834 (181 amino acids)
Molecular function (GO): monooxygenase activity; heme binding; oxidoreductase activity, acting on paired donors, with incorporation or reduction of molecular oxygen
Source: RefSeq, a predicted model, not a curated record